Messenger RNA from Pocillopora verrucosa, 1008 nucleotides. NCBI's taxonomy places the organism in Eukaryota, Metazoa, Cnidaria, Anthozoa, Scleractinia, Pocilloporidae. The record is from RefSeq and is a predicted model, not a curated record.
AAUGCUUGUAAGCAAAAUCCUUGCAAGAAUAACGCAACAUGCCAAGCUGGGUUUACAGACAAAGACUAUCAGUGUUUGUGUGUUGAUGGAUCUGGAUUUAAAGGCCACGAUUGUGAUGAGGAUUUACGUUGUCAAGGAACGCUUGGUAUGGAAAGUGGUGCAAUCACCGAUGAGCAGAUAACUUUCUCGUCCCAAAAACACAAGGAUAACGCGAAAAUUGUAAGAUUACAUCACACAAGGAAGACUUGGAUACCAGAUAAUAAGGAUUCUAAUCCGUGGCUUCAGCUCGAUCUCAGAGCUCAAAACACUGAAGUAACACGAGUAGCAACACAGGGAUCCCGUCAACAUAACAAAUGGGUGACGAGGUACAAGCUACAAUACAGCAACUAUGGAGUGAGAUUUCAAAACUACAAGGAACAAGGAAAAACCAUAUCAAAGGAAUUUGACGGAAACACAGACGAGAACAGUGUUGUUUAUCAUGACCUGAAUGCACCAAUCACAGCAAGGUACAUACGAUUUCUACCAGUGGAGUGGGAAGGUGAGAUAUCAAUGAGAGUGGAACUGUAUGGAUGCGUGAAAGAAUGUGGAAGAUUUCUCGGCAUGCAAAGCGGUGACAUCUCUGAUGGACAGUUAAGCGCCUCUUCAGAGAGAGAUUCUAAACACUCCGCCACUCAGAGCAGACUUCAUUUUGUAAAUCCUGACGGAGCGGGAUCUUGGGCGGCUGAAAGUAAUGGUACGUAUCAAUGGCUCCAAGUUGAUCUGGUUAUUCUGAACACUCGAGUGACACGUAUGGCAACACAAGGAAGUAAUAGACACCAGGGAGAGUGGGUUACAAAGUACAAUCUGCAGUACGGCAACGAUACUGAAAGGUUUCACAAUUAUACAGACCCAGGACAAAACACAACGAAGGAUUUACAGCUGUGUUUACAAAUCUUGGUAAGAUUGGACCAAAGGGUCCAGACGCGAUUGGUAGUCAUUACAAAGAUCAAGAUCAUGACGGAGAAGUAA